Xiphias gladius (swordfish) is the source of this 1056-nucleotide messenger RNA. Its product is annotated as B- and T-lymphocyte attenuator. Bases 1 to 1056 code for a protein of 351 amino acids. Lineage: Eukaryota; Metazoa; Chordata; Actinopteri; Istiophoriformes; Xiphiidae. The transcript is spliced from 6 exons. Gene Ontology annotation, cellular component: plasma membrane. The record is from RefSeq and is a predicted model, not a curated record. Gene Ontology annotation, molecular function: signaling receptor activity. Gene Ontology annotation, biological process: immune response-regulating cell surface receptor signaling pathway.
AUGUAUAGACUGCCACACACCUAUCUGAUGAUAUUUUGCUUAUUUGUUCCCGUCUAUGGAAGAGGUGAAGACUUGUUUCGUUCAUGUGAAGUCAGGCUGACGGUCCACAGAGGCACGACAUGGAAAAGUGCCUCACAACAGCCUGUGACAGUCAGAUGUCCUGUCAAACACUGUGGAAAGUCCCUUAAUGUCUCCUGGUGUAAACUACUCGACACAAACAGCUGUGAACGGAUUAAUAACACAGAGAAUGUAGAAAUAACACAGACUGAUAACUAUGUUGAGGAUGAACUGAUCUCAUAUUUAACUUUCAAACGGAUUUCUAUUUAUGAUGAUGGCCUGUACAGAUGGGAUUUAAAAGGAUACGAAUAUGAGCUAAUCAGUCAUAUCAUCAACAUCUCAGUUUCAGACCUACACCAGGGGGUUGAAACAAAUGACAAUACUGACAAUAUUGAAGUUACGUCAAUGAACGCUGCUGGUGACGAGGUUGUGUCCUGGCUGCCCUUCCUCUAUAUCUGUGGUGGCAUAGCUCUUCUGGUUGUCACAAUAACAGUGUUAACCCUCCUGGGUUUUUAUGGCUGGAGACAAACACCGACCUACAAAUCAACAAAGGGACAGGAAAUAUCCACUCAUAUGAUACCUGACCUCCCCAAAGGGCAUGCUCCCUCCACUCCUGUCCUGCAAGCCCACUUCAUGCUGAAUGACAUCUACUCUCCGAGUACUGCAGGGACACCACCAUCGGCGCCUUCCCUGAUCACCAAUGGGGACCAGCCUUUGGCAAACACGGCAGACGAAAGUCAAGUGUCAGACUGUGCAGUGUAUGCUGAGAUCAGCCAUACAAAGUGUGGGAUACGUGCCAGAAAACAGCAUGCUGCUAUUAAACAAGAUAAAGACCCAGAAUAUGCAACUCACUGGAACUUUUUUGAAUGGACGGAAAAACGUACACAUGUACAUGGUGGUUACAUAGAACAGGCAAAGAGGUUAAACCAUCAGCCACACUGUGGAAGAGGUGAAUGGAGGAGGCUUGUUGUCAUGCAGAUGCACACUGUGUCCUCUUAA